AUGACAGAUCAAUUACAGGUGCCAUACCAAGUUUUAGAUUGGUUAGUUAGAGUCAUACAUCCAAUUUAUGAAUCACCCAAAUCGGUGUUUAAUGACGUAGUGUAUGCCUUAAAUCAAUAUCAAUACAUUUUAAGACCCAAAACAAAAGUUUAUACUGAUGUCAACGGUGUAUCGCAAUUGCUAUUAUGCUUGUAUGGCAAAAUCGGAGUUGACAAUAGUAUUCCCAUUAUAUUAUGGAUACCCGUGAAUUAUUUGAGCAAUAAUGGUCGUGAUAACGAUCCCUGGAUUGUUUUGGAUUUUGAUAUAUUACCUGAAAACUAUGAGAUUGUUAACGAGCAUCAUGGCGCUGAAGCUAUUUCAAACAAAUAUGUUAAAGGGGAAAGUGGUAUAAUUAACAUCCCUAGCUUAUCACACAAUAGUAGCGUGGAUAUUGCCACCACCUCUCCUCUUCCAGGCACAAGGCUUUGUAAUAUAAUAAGUGAAUUAUUGUACAUAUUUAAGGACUCCAGGGCAAUAACUAAUGAUAUGUUAUCGUCAAUUUCAAAAAAAACGCCCCCAUUGCCAAUCAAAGGCACAGCAACUUCCAAUGACACUAGUACUAGAAACAUCAUGCCUUCUUUAAACAAGCCCACAUUACCACCAAAGCAAUCUUUAGAUCACGACAAAAGUUAUGGUCCCACAACACACACCGAUGACUUUAAUGAGUAUUCACCACCAGCCGCAGUAAAAGUGGCACCAGUGCCUGCGAUUCCGCAAAGACCUGAUAAAUUGACCAACUUCCAAUCAGUAAAACCGAAUAAAGAGGAGACACAACAGCCCAUUCAAGAAAUAGAUUAUGUGGGUAUAAAUACUACUGAUAAUGAUAGCAGCGAAAAGGAACACUUGCUCAAUACUUUACAAAGAAUUAUAAAUAAUUUGGGGUCAAACGAUAAAAUUCGACAAGAAACAGCUUUAAACGAUAAAAUAGCGCAAGUGAAUUCAGUUAUUAAAGGAUUUGAAAAAGUUUACGACUUCCAAAAUAGCACGUUGAAAAAAUUUAAUGAGAAUAUCCAAUCUUCAAAUAUAGAAUUGAAACAGAAAAUGAAUUUAUUCCAUGAGAGACAAAAGAUUUUACAGCAAACAUGUGCUAGAGUGUCACAAACACCUGUUAAAGAUUUAAUAGAAGAAAAUGAUGAACAUGACUCUAAAAUGAUUCAUUUAGUAGCAAAAGAUAGAGCAUUGGAAGAUGCUAUUUAUAUGUUAUUUAAAUUAUUUAAUGCGCUAUGUGAAGAUGGGCAACAUCAAUCGGAAGAUAUUAAUGAUAAUAUAUCCUUAGAGAGUUAUUUAAAAAAAACUCGUAAAUUGGCUAGGGAACAAUUUAUGGUACGAUACGAAAUAUAUUCACAGAAUAUCAAUAAUACGGAUAAGUCAUAG
Saccharomycodes ludwigii is the source of this 1413-nucleotide messenger RNA. RefSeq names its product ubiquitin-binding ESCRT-I subunit protein STP22 (gene STP22). Gene Ontology annotation, cellular component: ESCRT I complex. The transcript has a single exon. The coding region runs from base 1 to 1413 and encodes 470 amino acids. Lineage: Eukaryota; Fungi; Ascomycota; Saccharomycetes; Saccharomycodales; Saccharomycodaceae. The record is from RefSeq and is a predicted model, not a curated record. Gene Ontology annotation, biological process: endosome to lysosome transport; protein transport; protein modification process. Gene Ontology annotation, molecular function: ubiquitin binding.